Suillus subaureus is the source of this 357-nucleotide messenger RNA. RefSeq lists its product as uncharacterized. Gene Ontology annotation, biological process: protein peptidyl-prolyl isomerization. The transcript is spliced from 5 exons. The record is from RefSeq and is a predicted model, not a curated record. Gene Ontology annotation, molecular function: peptidyl-prolyl cis-trans isomerase activity. The coding region runs from base 1 to 357 and encodes 118 amino acids. Lineage: Eukaryota; Fungi; Basidiomycota; Agaricomycetes; Boletales; Suillaceae.
AUGCAGUUCCUCAAAUUUUGGCUCUCUAUGUUGGCUUUGGCGGUGUGCGCGCUGGCCGCCGAGCCCCCGAAGGAACUGCAGAUCGCAACCGGGACGUUGUUCUCCGACGGCAGCAAGUUUGAUUCGAGUAUCGACCGAGGCCAACCGUUACCUGUCAAACUCGGUAUGGGUCAAGUUAUCAAAGGAUGGGACGAGGGUCUCCAAGGCAUGUGCCUCAACGAGAAGCGUACCUUGACGAUUCCUUCAGACAUGGCUUACGGUUCGCGUGGAUUUGGCAAUGUUAUUCCUGCACAUUCCGCCUUAGUCUUCGACGUCGAGCUUGUUAGCUUGCAGAAAGCUUCUCGUUCAGAAUUGUAG